UUGACAGACUCUGCGCUGAUCAGUAGAACAGCUGGAGUGGUUAACAGCAUUUUGACUUGUAGCCGCACGGAAAGCUGUAUUUCUACGAUCAUCUGAAUUGUUAUUAAUGGCGAUGCUAGGUGCGAGUACCUUUGUCAGAAGACUGUCAACGUCGAGGACACUUUGGUCAAAAAUGAAAAUAGCUGUGAUAGGUCAAAGUCAGUUUGGUCAGGAAGUAUAUAGUCUUUUACGGAAGAAUGGCCAUGAAGUGGUUGGAGUGUUCACAGUUCCUGAUGUUGGUGGAAAACCUGAUCCAUUAGCUGUUGCUGCUCAUAACGAUGGUGUCAAAGUAUACAAAUAUCCACGCUGGAGAGUUAAAGGAAAAGAAAUCCCUGAAGUUGUUGAAGAAUUCAAGGCAUGCGGAGCAGAGUUAAAUGUGCUUCCAUUCUGCAGUCAGUUUAUUCCAAUGAGUGUUAUUGAUCAUCCAAAACAUGGCUCCAUUAUAUACCAUCCGUCAAUUUUGCCAAGACAUCGUGGCGCCUCAGCAAUCAAUUGGACUCUAAUGUGUGGUGACAAAAAAGGUGGCUUCACGAUAUUCUGGGCAGAUGAUGGUUUGGAUACUGGUCCUAUUUUACUACAAAAAGAGUGUGAUAUUGAACCCAAUGAUACAGUGGAUACUAUAUACAAUAGAUUUCUAUAUCCUGAAGGAAUCAAAGCAAUGGGGGAAGCAGUGGACUUGAUACAUGAAGGAAAAGCCCCAAGAAUAGCACAGUCUGAAGAAGGUGCCACAUAUGAUAAAAUAUGGAAGAAGAAAUCAGUUGCAGAGAUCAAUUGGAAUCAACCAGCAGAAGUACUACAUAACUUUAUUCGUGGCAAUGACAAACAGCCUGGUGCAUGGAGUACUGUUGAUGGACAGCAACUAACAUUUUAUGGUUCUUCAUUAUUUGACGGAUCUGAUCCAGAGGGAUCUGCUUUAGAAAUUCCAGGAAUGAGUAAGCCUGGAAUUAUUCAUAAAGAUGGUCUUGUAUUAUACGGAAACGAUGGAAAGAAGUUGAAUGUAAAGACUCUAUUAUGUGAAGAUGGCAAAAUGGUGCAAGCCAGUAGAUACGGUCAAGCAGCUGAAGCAAUGGAAAAGGUAGAACUUACACCGGAAGAAGAAGCCAUGGCUGCUGCAAUCAAGGCUGUUUGGGCUGGUAUUUUGAGUAAUGAUAAUAUUACAGCUGAAACAGAUUUCUUCAAAAUGGGAGCUGGCUCCAUGGAUGUUGCAAGGUUAGUAGAAGAAGUCCAACAGAAAUGUAACGGUAUUAAACUACAAAAUGAAGAUGUAUAUAUGGCUACAACUUAUGAUGAGUUUGUUCAGUUAGUCGUAAGAAAGGGACGAGGUGAAGGAGAAGAAGAAUUUACUUAUGAUGCAGUGGAAAUGGAUGUAAAUAAUAUGAAUUUGAAAUUUCCACAUCAACUUUUUAUAAAUAAUAAAUUUGUAGAUGCGCACGAUGGCAAAACAUUUGACACGAUAAAUCCCUGUGAUGAAUCCGUCAUAUGCAAAGUAGCAAAGGGAUCUGGACCUGAUGUGGAUAUUGCAGUCAAAGCAGCAAAAGCUGCCUUUGAAGAGGGUGAAUGGGGUAAAAUGAAUGCAAGAGAUAGAGGAACACUCAUGUACAGAUUAGCUGAUAUAAUGGAUGAACAUAAAGAAGAAUUAGCUACAUUAGAAAGUAUUGACUCUGGUGCUGUGUACACACUAGCACUGAAAACUCAUGUGGGAAUGUCUAUUGAUACAUUCAGGUACUUUGCUGGAUGGUGUGACAAGAUUCAGGGUACAACAAUUCCAAUCAACAAUGCUAGACCAAAUAGAAAUCUGACUUUUACUAAAAGAGAACCAUUAGGCGUAUGUGCUAUUGUCAUUCCAUGGAAUUAUCCAUUGAUGAUGCUCGCAUGGAAAAUGGCAGCUUGCAUCGCUGCUGGUAAUACAGUGGUUCUCAAACCAGCCCAAGUUACACCAUUAACGGCUCUUAAAUUUGCUGAACUGUCAGUCAAAGCUGGAUUCCCACCCGGCGUAAUCAACAUCCUUCCUGGUUCUGGUGCUGUUGUCGGUCAAGCAAUGUCAGACCAUCCAGAUAUUCGAAAGCUAGGUUUUACUGGCUCUACUCCCAUUGGUAAACAUAUCAUGAAAAGUUGUGCACUUGCCAAUCUGAAGAAAGUCUCACUGGAAUUGGGUGGUAAAUCACCUUUACUCAUCUUUAAUGAUUGUGAUUUAGACAAAGCUGUCCGAAAUGGUUGUGGUGCUGUGUUUUUCAACAAAGGUGAGAACUGUAUUGCAGCUGGUCGUCUCUUCGUGGAAGAGUCCAUUCAUGAUGAAUUUGUAGAGAAAGUUAUUGAAGAAAUCAAAAAGAUGAAAAUUGGUGACCCAUUAGACAGAUCUACAUCACAUGGUCCACAAAAUCAUCGAGCACAUAUGGAAAAACUAUUAGAAUAUUGUGAUAUUGGUGUGAAAGAAGGUGCAACGCUAGCCUAUGGUGGUAAACAAGUAGAUAGGCCAGGUCUAUUUUUGAUGCCCACAGUAUUUACCAAUGUUGAAGACCACAUGAUGCUUGCAAAGGAAGAAUCAUUUGGUCCUAUUAUGAUCAUUUCAAAGUUCAAGAAUGGUGAUGUUGAUAAUGUUUUAAAGAGUGCCAAUGCUACAGAGUAUGGUCUAGCUUCCGGUGUCUUCACUAAAGAUAUGAGUAAAGCCUUGUACUGUGCGGAUAAACUUGAUGCUGGUACUGUCUUUAUGAAUUGUUACAACAAGACUGAUGUGGCAGCUCCAUUUGGUGGUUUCAAACAAUCUGGAUUUGGCAAAGAUUUAGGUCAAGAAGCACUGAAUGAAUAUCUUAAGACGAAAUCAGUAACGGUUGAAUAUUGAGUGAAUUAAAGAUAAAAAUAUGAUUUAUUGUAUUUUGUGAGAUUCUCCGCAUAGAGUGAUGAUUUGCUGUUUUACAAAUGAGGCAGUCGAAACAACACAACUCUUUAACAGUUUUAUCUGUAACAUUUCCAGAUUUUUAAAAUAAACUAUUUUAAUUUCAGAUUAUUUUAUUAUAAAACUAAAGUUGAUAUCCUCACUCACUCCCCCAAAACAAAACAAUUAAUUUCAACUGGAGAAUAUUCUGAGUUUAAUUUUAGCAAGCCAGGGAAUCAGACUCUGCUACUUUCCACUGUUGUCAAGACUUGCUACUAAGAUUUGUCUUAUUGCAUUGUCAUGAAUAAUGCGAUGGUCCCACAUUUUGUUACUGUUGCAACUGUUGGUCUCUUUAGCAUGGGGAGGGGGCGUACAACUGUCAAAUAAUGUUUCAAAAAAUUAGCAUAUUCAUAUCAGUGUGCUAUAUUUAUCAAUCAAUCACUGUCAGUCACCGUAGAUGAUAAUCCGGUAGAUUUGAUGAUUGAUUUGAUUUGAUUUGAUUUGAUGAUCAAUUUGAUUUGAUUUGAUGAUGGAUUUGGAAAUUCACAGAAAAGAUUGUGUCUAUCUUUAUGCAUAUUCAUUGGGCUUUAUUUUUUAUACACGUAGCUGUCAGCAAAAAUAAACCCUAGUGAGUAUUUAUACUUCACAUUACUGCAGACAUGUACAAGUUUUAUCAAAUUUCCUAAUAUAGCAAUAAUACAUCAUCUAUAUUCUAUCAUUGUUUGUGAUUUUGUGUGUCGCUGCAUCAACUUUCCACAUGCAAUCAAUUCUAAUAAUAAAAUUGUAUCAUAAUGAUAAUAUUGAUAUCAAAUUAUAUUUUCUGGAUUUAAGCAGUGAUAUUACUCGACUCAAUAUACUAUCUUGAAGAGAGAUGUGUUACUAUAGUGACUUGUAACCAUGGAUAUAUCAUUCCUUAUUCAGUUGUUUAUGUGUUUGAUUUUCAGUAUAUUGACAACAGUAAAUACAUAUUUUAUUGUAAAAACCAUUGUAGAUGAGUGGAACACAUUAAUGUAAAUCAACUAGCAUUUUGUGGAUGUUAUGUGAAUAAAUUGAAUUAAUAGAAAUGCAAAAA
Molecule: messenger RNA, 3983 nt
Organism: Saccoglossus kowalevskii
Lineage: Eukaryota; Metazoa; Hemichordata; Enteropneusta; Harrimaniidae
Product: cytosolic 10-formyltetrahydrofolate dehydrogenase-like
Biological process (GO): biosynthetic process; 10-formyltetrahydrofolate catabolic process; one-carbon metabolic process
Cellular component (GO): cytoplasm
Molecular function (GO): formyltetrahydrofolate dehydrogenase activity; oxidoreductase activity, acting on the aldehyde or oxo group of donors, NAD or NADP as acceptor
Source: RefSeq, a predicted model, not a curated record